AUGAGGCGGCUCUACGGACCGCUACCCAGGUGUCGAGCCUAUUUACUGACACAAUUUCGAACGGGGCACUGUUGGUCGUCCACAUAUGCCAAGGUGUUCCGCUUCCGCGAUGACGAUCUGUGUGUUUGCGGCGAGCGAGAGAGCGUCACUCGCGUUUUGUUGGACUGUUCGGAUCUGAGGGAUUUGCGACGGGAGCUUCGAGUGAAGGCAGGCGAUGCGUUCAGUAGCGUGUCGGCCUUGCUAGGAGGUUCUGAAGAAGGAAGAAAGGGUAAGCCUGAUAACGCCUCGCGUGUCAAGAUGAUGGACGCCGUCUUGGACCUCGUGGAGGCAUCCCAACUGUUUCGAAGUCGCGCGCCAUAA
Penicillium digitatum Pd1 is the source of this 360-nucleotide messenger RNA. Lineage: Eukaryota; Fungi; Ascomycota; Eurotiomycetes; Eurotiales; Aspergillaceae. The record is from RefSeq and is a predicted model, not a curated record.